Messenger RNA from Cajanus cajan (pigeon pea), 1764 nucleotides. RefSeq names its product endoglucanase 1. NCBI's taxonomy places the organism in Eukaryota, Viridiplantae, Streptophyta, Magnoliopsida, Fabales, Fabaceae. Gene Ontology annotation, biological process: carbohydrate metabolic process. Gene Ontology annotation, molecular function: hydrolase activity, hydrolyzing O-glycosyl compounds. The record is from RefSeq and is a predicted model, not a curated record.
UCCAUUCUGUAAUAAUUCUGCCACUUAAUAUGCCAAAAGGGAUGGCUUCAGUCACCACCACAUUUUCACUAAUGUUGCAGUUUCUGUUCCUAACAUUAUGUUGGUUUGGUCAGCCAAGCUUAGCUUUCACACGGCAAGAGUAUCACGAGGCUCUUGAGAAAUCCAUUCUCUUCUUUGAGGGACAAAGAUCAGGAAAAUUGCCUUCCAACCAGCGACUAACAUGGAGGGGAGAUUCUGCAUUGUCUGAUGGCUCUUCUUAUCAUGUGGACCUAGUAGGAGGCUAUUAUGAUGCUGGAGAUAACGUCAAGUUUGGGUUGCCAAUGGCCUUUACCACUACAUUGUUAGCAUGGAGUGUGAUUGAAUUUGGAAGCUCAAUGCAGGAGCAGAUUGAAAACGCUAGAGCUGCUAUCAGGUGGAGCACGGAUUACCUACUGAAGGCAGCCACCACCACCCCUGACACAUUAUAUGUCCAAGUAGGAGACCCUAACAUGGAUCACAAAUGUUGGGAAAGGCCUGAAGAUAUGGACACACCCCGCAACGUGUACAAGGUAUCAGCUCAAAACCCAGGAUCAGAUGUAGCAGCAGAGACAGCAGCUGCAUUGGCAGCUUCUUCAAUAGUAUUCAAAGAUUCAGAUCCCACCUAUUCCUCCAAGUUGCUUCAAGCAGCCAUCAAAGUAUUCAAUUUUGCAGAUCGUUACAGGGGUUCUUAUAGUGACUCUCUUAGUUCGGUUGUGUGUCCAUUUUAUUGCUCUUACUCUGGAUACCAUGAUGAGCUUCUGUGGGGUGCAUCAUGGAUUUAUAAAGCCUCGGGAAUUAGCUCAUACAUACAAUAUAUACGAUCCAAUGGCCACAUAUUAGGUGCAGAUGAUGAUGAUUACUCCUUCAGUUGGGAUGACAAGCGACCUGGGACCAAAGUCCUGCUAUCCAAGGAAUUCCUGGAGAAAAAUUCUGAAGAGUUCCAAUUAUAUAAGGCACAUGCAGACAAUUACAUAUGUUCUCUAAUGUCGGGUACACCAGGUUUCCAAGCUCAGUACACAAGAGGGGGGCUUCUAUACAAAGGGAGUGAGAGCAAUUUGCAAUACGUGACAUCGACGAGCUUCCUUGUCCUGACAUACGCCAAGUACCUGAACUCAAACGGUGGUGGUGUCUCAUGUGGGAGUUCAAGAGUGACGGGGCAAAACCUCGUAACACUGGCUAAGACACAAGUGGAUUACAUUCUAGGCAACAAUCCCAGGAAGAUGUCUUAUAUGGUGGGUUUUGGGAGUAGGUAUCCAAUGCAUAUCCACCACAGGGGUUCCUCUCUGCCUUCCCUGCACGCCCACUCCCAGCAUGUUUCCUGCAACGAUGGCUUUCAAUACCUCUAUUCUAGUUCGCCCAAUCCUAAUGUCCUGGUUGGAGCCAUAGUUGGUGGUCCCGAUAGCAGUGACAAUUUCUCUGAUGAUAGAAAUAACUAUCAACAGUCAGAGCCAGCAACCUACAUCAAUGCACCCUUUGUAGGUGCUCUUGCCUAUUUCUCUUUCCAAACCCCAAGCAAUUAGGUUUAGAAUCAUUAAAAAAAAAACAAAAAACACUACUGUAGGUUAUCCAACUACUUCCUACACAGUUGAUAGACACAUGAAUCUUUGUUAAGUGAGUUGCUUUGAUCUCAUGAAUGGAAAACACUUUGUUAAUGAUCAUAUGUAUCAAAGGAGACUUUAUUCAAAAACUAGCUUAUUUUACUAAUUUUUGUAUUUUGAAAAGUAGUAGUGUGGAUUAAAUAUACUA